CUGAGAGCUUACUACGCAGCCAUUCAGUCAGACUGUCGACUGAACCGGGAGGACCAGGACCGAACAUCCCAAGAACCAGAGCAUCCCGUCGUCAGCUUCCCCUGUUUAUCCGCGAGACACCCCACACACUGCAUCGACAAUAUGCGUGAGAUCGUGCAUCUGCAAGCCGGGCAGUGCGGGAACCAGAUUGGAGCAAAGUUCUGGGAGGUGAUCAGUGAUGAGCACGGCAUCGACCCAACAGGAACUUACCAUGGAGACAGUGACCUGCAGCUGGACAGAAUCAAUGUCUACUAUAAUGAGGCUUCAGGUGGAAAGUAUGUGCCGAGGGCCAUCUUGGUGGAUCUGGAGCCAGGCACCAUGGACUCUGUCCGCUCCGGUCCCUUUGGACAGAUCUUCAGACCCGACAACUUUGUCUUUGGCCAGAGUGGAGCCGGUAACAAUUGGGCUAAGGGCCACUACACAGAGGGAGCCGAGCUGGUGGACUCAGUCAUGGACGUGGUGAGGAAGGAGGCUGAGAGCUGCGACUGCCUGCAGGGUUUCCAGCUUACACACUCCCUGGGCGGUGGUACCGGCUCUGGUAUGGGAACUCUGCUCAUCAGCAAGAUCCGUGAGGAGUACCCCGAUCGUAUCAUGAACACGUUCAGUGUGGUGCCCUCUCCUAAGGUGUCAGACACAGUGGUGGAGCCCUACAAUGCCACCCUGUCUGUCCAUCAGCUGGUUGAGAACACAGACGAGACUUACUGCAUCGACAACGAGGCCUUGUAUGACAUCUGCUUCCGCACCCUCAAACUGACCACACCCACUUAUGGAGACCUCAACCACCUGGUCUCUGCAACCAUGAGCGGGGUGACGACCUCGCUCCGGUUCCCCGGGCAGCUCAACGCAGAUCUCCGCAAGCUGGCCGUCAACAUGGUGCCUUUCCCCAGGCUGCACUUCUUCAUGCCGGGGUUCGCUCCUCUGACGGCGCGGGGCAGCCAGCAGUACCGCGCGCUCACUGUCCCCGAGCUCACCCAGCAGAUGUUUGACGCCAGAAACAUGAUGGCGGCCUGCGACCCUCGCCACGGACGCUACCUGACCGUCGCCGCCGUCUUCCGCGGGCCCAUGUCCAUGAAGGAGGUGGACGAGCAGAUGCUGAACAUCCAGAACAAGAACAGCAGCUACUUCGUGGAGUGGAUCCCCAACAACGUGAAGGUGGCCGUCUGCGACAUCGCGCCCCGGGGGCUCAAGAUGGCCGCCACCUUCAUCGGCAACAGCACGGCCAUCCAGGAGAUCUUCAAGCGCAUCUCGGAGCAGUUCUCCGCCAUGUUCCGCCGGAAGGCCUUCCUGCACUGGUUCACGGGCGAGGGCAUGGACGAGAUGGAGUUCACAGAGGCGGAGAGCAACAUGAACGACUUGGUGUCCGAGUACCAGCAGUACCAGGACGCCACGGCUGAGGAAGGAGAGUUUGAGGAGGAGGGAGAAGAGGAAGUGGCCUAAGGCUAAAAUCAUCCAUCUUCUUUCUCAAGUGCAGUCGUAAUAACUCCGUCCAACCACUUAUUUUACUCCUACUACUCUGACUGAUUCACACUGCUCUCUGUUCUCUUAUCCCCGUAAUUGUUAUGUUUCAUUUUCUCUCUGCCUCUCCUUUCUUUCAGAGUAGGAUUCACCACACUAAAUUGACUCUCCAGCCUCGUUGCUCAUAUAGAGCUAGCUAACACAGCUGUGCUUGUGGUAUUUUGUCCGUAGCUUUCUGUUUAUGCUCAGUUAUCACCAUCAGUCAAACAGUACCUGGGCCAAGUAUUCAAUAAAACUGUUAUCCCUUUGUG
This is a messenger RNA of Cottoperca gobio, 1805 nucleotides long. RefSeq names its product tubulin beta-4B chain-like. Gene Ontology annotation, cellular component: microtubule. The transcript is spliced from 5 exons. Gene Ontology annotation, biological process: microtubule-based process. The coding region runs from base 142 to 1476 and encodes 444 amino acids. The record is from RefSeq and is a predicted model, not a curated record. Lineage: Eukaryota; Metazoa; Chordata; Actinopteri; Perciformes; Bovichtidae. Gene Ontology annotation, molecular function: GTPase activity; GTP binding; structural constituent of cytoskeleton.